AUGAAAAUAUUUCUAGGGUUUGUGAUUUGGAGUGUCUUGAGCAAUGGGAUCCAUGUGGAAGGUUCCGCAGAGAUCGAUGUAAUGUUGAAGAGACUGAACAAACCUGCAGUGAAGACUAUCUAUAGUGAAGAUGGAGACAUCAUAGACUGUGUAGACAUUUACAAGCAACUUGCUUUCGACCAUCCCGCCUUGAAAAACCACACAAUUCAGGAGAAACCGAGUGUGAAGCUAAACUCAGACCAACCAGGGAGUCUGAAACCGAAUUCUUCAAAAACGAUUAUACCCCAGAUUUGGAGGAAAGCUGGUAAAUGUCCUGAAGGGACAGUCCCGAUCCGGAGAGUGAGAUUAGAAGAAAUAACAAGUGCAUCUAAUGUUUCCCAAUUUGGCAGAAAAGCUCCAUACUAUAAUCGUCAUCUCGAUAUUGCUCGCCAAAAAAGUUUAUUAGGUGACGCAUUUAAGAGCUCAAAUUUACAGGAAAAAUCGGAGGCAUUUCUUCUCGCAGUUGGGUAUAAUUAUAUCGGUUCUCAAUCACAUAUAAAUGUAUGGAACCCGAAGGUUGAAUCGGGUGACUUCAGCUCGGGCCAAAUCUGGAUGCAAAACGGACCUGGAGAUGCAUUUGAAAGUGUAGAAGCUGGUUGGGUGGUGAAUCGAGGCGUAUUUGGAGAUUCACGAACGCGGUUUUUCGCCUAUUGGACUAAAGAUGGAUACAAAUCAACAGGUUGCUUCAACAUCUUAUGCGCCGGUUUUGUGCAUACCAGCAAAAAGAUAGCUUUAGGUGCACCAAUCGAACCCAUCUCUAGUGGGGAUAACCAAUACGACAUCGCUAUCAGCUUGUUCAAGGAUCCGAAUUCUGGGAAUUGGUGGCUUCACUUCGGCGAUGAAAUAGUAGGGUACUGGCCCGGAUCCCUCUUCUCGUACCUUGGCCACAGCGCGAUCGUGGUCAAAUGGGGCGGCGGAGUUUACAGCAGUAACGUGAGGAAGAGUCCACACACGACGACCCAGAUGGGAAGUGGCUACUGGGCGUCAGGCCUGUGGACCAAUUCUGCAUUCCACACCAAUAUCCGGAUUCAGGACUAUUCCUUGCAGAUCAAGUAUCCCGAUAAUCUCGCCGAGUAUGCGGACGAAUACAACUGUUAUUCUACAAAGCUAUACAGGGAUAACUACAAGGCCGAACCCUUCUUCUACUUCGGAGGACCUGGAAAGAACCCAGGUUGUCCUUAA
Tarenaya hassleriana is the source of this 1221-nucleotide messenger RNA. RefSeq lists its product as uncharacterized. The record is from RefSeq and is a predicted model, not a curated record. Bases 1 to 1221 code for a protein of 406 amino acids. The transcript is spliced from 7 exons. Lineage: Eukaryota; Viridiplantae; Streptophyta; Magnoliopsida; Brassicales; Cleomaceae.